AUGCCCACUCUCAUUCUCGAUACCACCGACCCCCAACGUAAGGACAACCAGACCAAGAAAAAGGUACGGCAGCCCAUCAAACACACGAAAACAUUCUCGGGUUGUUGGACUUGUCGUGAGAGGCACGUCAAGUGUGACGAAGGUAAGCCGACAUGCAAUCGAUGUCAGAAGGCCGGCGUUGAAUGCCAAGGGUAUGGCAUAAAGUUGGUAUGGAGCGAUCCAAACACCAAGGAGCGAGAGCAAAAUAUCAGACGUGCCAUUGGGAUGCCAUCUAUCUAUGAUAGUGGCUCGACUUUCAUGAGUAUUGAUGUGGAAGAAACCUUGGAUUCGUUGGAUCGAGUCUCGAUCGCCGAGGCAGAUGAUGCCUUUAUCGCAUUGUCCUUGGGACCAUUUUCCGUUUUCAAUAUUAAUCCCCGCGAUUCUUGUACGUCAGCGACAGAAUGCGACAAUUCAAUUGACCCCAAAUGUGUGGAAAAGCCUGUUUCAUUGGAUUUCAUGACGUUUGAAAUUUCAGACGAAAGCACCGAACUCAUCGAAGAAGAACUCGAGGAUGAUAUGGAGGAAGUCAUCUCCAGCACGCUUGUUGAAUCACGAAUAUCAGCACCACCCCUCAAGACCACUACAGUUUCAAGAGGCUCAAAUAUGUCCAACAUGGUUCGUAACAUGGUGAGGAAUUCAACUCACAAUAGGAUACAAAUCUCGCGUCACUUGGACCUACUACCUCGACGACAGGAUCAGCGAGAGUUGAUCCAUCACUGGACAAAUUUUGUCUGCUGGCAUCUAUUACCAGUCGACUUGCCAUCAAAUCCUUUCAGGUCUGUUUUCACUCCCAUGGCAUUGGAGGGUCUACAUACACCGUCUUCGACCUCAAAUGGCAGCAUUGCACUCUUCCAUGCCCUAUGCGCGGCAUCUGCCUUCAGUCGAUCACAGCUAUUGCAAAAUGACUCGAAGAUCCUCACGCUAGCCGCAAAGCACUACCAGCUGGCCAUCGUACAUCUCCGUCACAGCUUGAGUGAUCUGACAACGUCUCAGCUGCUCCUCACUGGCACGAAUGAUACUACGAACUCCAAUGCAGAAGUCUCAGUCCUACAGCGGACUUCCAUUCUCGCCACCAUCACCAUGUUCUCCGCAAUGGACAUGAUCACCGGCCGCUUCAGCGAAUGGCGAACCCAUCUCCAGGGCGGGGCCAGCUGGCUCGCAACAGUCAACAGCGCGGUCUGGCAACACGAUCGAUCAAGCAGCAUGGUAUACCAAGGCUACCUGGCGAUCGCAGCAUUAUCCAACAUCAACCUCCCGUCAAACCUCGACGCCGACAACGAAGAUCUCUUCCUAGAUAGCCCGCACUACAUGCUCGACCGAUUCUUCGGGCUCACGCGCCCAAUUCUGCGACACAUCGUCGUCAUGAAUUCUCUCGUGCGCCAGAUCUCCUCCGCCGCCGCAACGGGUGACCAGACCACGGCGUCCGCCGCCGCUGUCGCAUUGAAGCUCGACAGGCUAGAAGCCCAGCUCUACGAGCAGACGCCCGACACACUCGAUCUGUCGGAUCUGACGCCGACGGAAGCGACGUUGGCGCGACACCACGCGUACGUGUUCUACUACGCCAGCCUGGUGUUCUUCGCACGAGCGGUCCGCCGUCUACCGCCCGAGUCGCUGCAGAUCCAGUCCCUCGUCGAGUGUGCGGUGGCGCGGCUCGAGGAGAUUGAGAUGCUUGGCGGAGACGGUGUGGGGUGUACGCUUGUUUGGCCGCCGCUUGUGGUCGCAAGUGAAUGCCUCAGUGAGGAGUUGCAGGGCAGGAUGCUGGCUUGGUAUAGACUUAAGAGGAGACAUGGGUUCAUGAAUCUGGAGAUGAGCAAGGAUAUCGCAAAGGAGUUGUGGCGCAGGAGGAAGGAACUGGCAGAGCAGGGUCUCGCUGGUGUUGUGGACAUUCAGUGGCAGGAUGUUCUGAAAGAUCUGAAUAUGGAUAUUGUUCUUGCUUGA
Molecule: messenger RNA, 1977 nt
Organism: Exophiala bonariae
Lineage: Eukaryota; Fungi; Ascomycota; Eurotiomycetes; Chaetothyriales; Herpotrichiellaceae
Exons: 1
Coding region: 1-1977 (658 amino acids)
Biological process (GO): positive regulation of transcription by RNA polymerase II
Cellular component (GO): nucleus
Molecular function (GO): zinc ion binding; DNA-binding transcription factor activity, RNA polymerase II-specific; transcription cis-regulatory region binding
Source: RefSeq, a predicted model, not a curated record